Hypanus sabinus (Atlantic stingray) is the source of this 3273-nucleotide messenger RNA. RefSeq lists its product as uncharacterized. The record is from RefSeq and is a predicted model, not a curated record. The transcript has 4 exons. The coding region runs from base 80 to 694 and encodes 204 amino acids. Gene Ontology annotation, cellular component: plasma membrane. Gene Ontology annotation, biological process: regulation of bone resorption; regulation of osteoclast development; regulation of actin cytoskeleton organization. Lineage: Eukaryota; Metazoa; Chordata; Chondrichthyes; Myliobatiformes; Dasyatidae.
GUGCGAUACAACGACACAGGAGGCUGGAGGAGGGCGGUUCGGAUUCGUGGGGAACCUCAGUCGGAGAGAUGCCUCGAUAAUGGUGGAGCGACUGAACCGGAGUGACGGUGGUCGGUAUUGGUGCCGGGUGGAGCUCAAUGUUGGCAAGUUUCGAACGGUGCUUCUAACAAAUCUGUCUGUGGGAGCUCCCAAUGAGAGUGUCUCUGUGAUGACUGGAACUGAGGGAGCUUCGGCCACGUUACCCUGUGUGUUCACACGGCCUCGGCAGAGCCUCACCGCACACACGGUGACGUGGAUGAGGAAGGAUCCCUACCGAAUCAUCGUCACAUUCAGGCACCAUGGAAAUGGAUCGUGGGCAGCGGAAAACGGAGUGACUCGGUACGAGCUCGUCGAGGACCCAGAGCUGGGAAGCGCCUGGAUCAGGAUAAAGCAGCUGAGAGUGGAGGACAGUCACAGCUACCUGUGUCUGGCUGAGUUCAGGAACAUGAAGCAUGAUUAUUCAUCCUACAGAGAGCACGUCACACCUCCAUUUAUACAUGUGUUCCAGAGUGAGAUCCGGUUGCAGGUCAGACCAGGGACAGGCGCUUCUGAAACCGUGCUGAUGUUGUGUAUCCCACUCGGACUGAAAACUCUCACCCUUUUAGUGAUGGGCGCCGUUCUCUACUGUGACAAACUCAGAAAGCGACAAGACUGAUCCACCGCAGGAGACUGAGAAGACCGGUUUUCCAACCACAAGGUGCAGACGCAACAAGAUCCAACGAGAACACCAUGUUCCACAUGAAGAAAUGUUAUCUGUUUUUAAUUGACCUCUUCCUACAUUGACUCUACAACCUGUUGCAGAAUUCUGGGCUGAACAUGCCAAAUAUGUAGAACUGGAGAACGAUCGUAGAUAGAGGCCUAAUUAAGGCGGUGGUAAACGCUGCACAGACAGCAAUCACUAUUGGGCUGAGGACAGUGAGUGGGGCGUGUGGCCAAUUGGUGAAGGCUUUGGGCUAGCGAUCUGAAGGUCAUUAGUUCGAGCCCCAGCUGAGGCAGUGUGCAACGCACUUAACCCCACACUGCUCCUGCACGUUUAUAGCCCAGUGGCAGCAGUUGGUGUAGUAUGGACAGGAGAAGACAGUGAGUAGGUGUGAUGUCGACCUGAACUGGUCAUCUUUUCUGAGUCUCAGUCUGGAAAUUAUCUUUGAGGGAUUCUUAAACAAGGUCUCCCAAGUCAUUUUGCUCAGCUGCUUUUUUUGUAUUUUCUCUGUAUUUUCUCCCCAUUUAAAAAAAAUAGUUAACCUUUCAUUUAUUCUGCCAAUGUGUAUGACCAUACACUUACCGACAAUGCAUUCCAUCUCCACUUGUUUCCCCAUUCUCCUAAUCUGUCUAGGUCCUUCUGUAGUCAUUCCACUUCCUCAAACCCACCUUGCCUUCCACAUAUCUUCGUAUCAUCUGCAAAGUCUGCAUCAAAGCCAACAAUUCUAUCAUCCAAAUCAUUAACGUAUAAUGUACAAUGAAUUGGUCCCAACACAGGCCCCUGUGCAACAUCACGAGUUACCGGCAGGCACCCAGAAAAGGCUCCCUUCAUGCGAGGGGAUCUCAGUGGGCUAGGCAGCAUCUAUGGAAAAGAGUAAGCAGUCGAUGUUUCUGGCUGGGACCCUUCAUACCCUGAUCUCUUUUAUCCAUGUUAGGAUAUUCGAUGUAAUACCUUGGGCAAUGAAUUCCACAGAUUCACUAUACCCUGACUAGCGAAGUCCUCCUCAUCUCUGUUUUAAUAGGACACCCCUCUAUUCGGAGACUGUCCCUUCUGGUCCUAGACUCGCCACUAUAGGAAGCAUCCUCUCACCAUCUCCUCGAUCUCGGCUUUUCGACAGAAUGCAAUGAGCUCACCCCCUCCUACUCUGCUAAACACCAUCGAGAACAGACCCAGAAUCAUCACACUUUCCUCUUAUGUUAACCCUCUCACUCCCUGAAUCAUUCUCGUGAACCUCUUCUGGAACAUCUGCAAUGCCAGCCCAUAUUUUCUUAGAGAAGGGGCCCAAAACUGGUCACAAUGCUCCAUGGCCCCAAAUAUAGCAAGAUGUAGUUUAAAGUUUGAUGUGUGUGUGUGUGGGGACGAAUGUAUUGUGGAGUGGGCAGAGGUGCAGCUUAUAAGAGUUGGCAAGUUUGAUUUCCACAGAAUAUGGUGAGUGCAUUAAGACACACUGUGCUGUUUUUUCUUUAAGUUCGAAGAAAAGUUUUGGGCCUAUAUCUCCAAAAAGAUGUGCUUUCUUUGGAGAGAGUCCAGAGGAGGUUCACGAGGAGGAUUCCAGGAAUGAAGGGGUUAACAUACGAGUUCUGUUUGGCAGUUUUCUGCCUGUAUUCGCUGGAAUUUAGAAGGAUGUGAGCAGAUCUCAUUGAAACCUAACGAAUGUUGAAAGGACUAUAUAGUGUGGAUGUAGAGAGGAUGUUUCCUCUGUAGCAGGUAACCAGAGCUAAGAGGCACAGUCCCUAAACUGAAGGGUGACCUUGUAGAACAGAGGGAAGCAGGAAUUUUUUAGCCAGAGUAUAAACCUGUGGGAUUCUCUGCCACAGACUGUGGUGGAGGCAGAGACUGUGGGCAUAUUUAAAGCAAAAGAUGAUCGUUUCCUGCUCGGUCAGGGCAUCAAAUGAUUUGGUGAGAAGGCAAGUGUAUCUGGAUCAGCAUUGAUGGAAUGAUGGAGCAGACUCAAUGGGCUAAAUGGUCUAAUUCUGCUCCUGUGUCUUAAUGUUUUAUUAUCUAAUGAUGAAGUGAAGUUGAUGAAGUCAUUCCGUUUGGUUCAUGAGCCUGAUGCUUGAGGGGUAAUAAGUAUUCCUGACCCUCGUUCUGUCAGUCCUGAGACCCCUGUACCUUCUUCUCAAUGGCAGCAGUGAGAGGGAGCAUGUCCUGGGUGGUCGGGGUCCCUGAUGACAGAUGCUACUUUCCUGCAUCAGCCUCCUGUGUACAUGUGUUCAAUAGUGGGGAAGGCUGUACCCGUGAAGGACUCUGUCGUAUCCAUUACAUUUGUAUGAUUUUCCGUUCAAGGGCAUUGGUGUUUCCCUGUCAGGCUGUGACGCACCCGGUCAAUGUACUCGCCACCACACAUCUGCAGAAGUUUGCCAACGUUUUAGAUGUCGUGCCGAUACUUCGCAAACUCAUAAAGAACAAUACAGCACAGUACAGGCCAUUCGGCCCACAAUGAUGUGCCAACCCUUAAACCCUGCCUCCCAUAUAACCCUCCACCUUAAAUUCCUCCAUAUACCUGUCUAGUAGUCUCUUAAAUUUCACUAGUG